Molecule: messenger RNA, 3574 nt
Organism: Sorghum bicolor (sorghum)
Lineage: Eukaryota; Viridiplantae; Streptophyta; Magnoliopsida; Poales; Poaceae
Product: histone-lysine N-methyltransferase, H3 lysine-9 specific SUVH1
Exons: 3
Coding region: 308-2767 (819 amino acids)
Cellular component (GO): nucleus
Molecular function (GO): histone methyltransferase activity; DNA binding; zinc ion binding
Source: RefSeq, a predicted model, not a curated record
CCGCUGCUGCUGCUGCUGCUUCCAUUUCCCCUUUCCCUUCCCCAUCUUUGCACUAAAGAAGAACGGCUGCAUCCAGGCCAGCUGCUGGCGAUUCCACCCACCACAGGAGAAGAAGGGAAGGCAGCCAGAGCCAGUUCAAGUUGGCACUCCCACCGUCGACCCAUCGAUUGGAUUCCUGAUCCAUCCCAGCCUACAGUCGAUCCUUCCGCUGUUUCCUCUGAAGUAUGAUCUAUAAACAACUGAGGAGGGUACGAAGGAAAUAGUGACAUAAAGCUUGAUUCGGCCAAAGAUCAAUUGUUGGCUCACAAUGGCUCAGCAGACGGCUUCACCGUUGAAUGAUUCAGCAGUUCUUGACGCCAAACCCUUGCGUAUGUUGACCCCCAUGUUCCCUGCCCCACUAGGGCUUCACACAUUCACCCCUCAAAACUCACCGUCAGUUGUCUGUGUGACCCCAUUUGGACCGUAUGCUGGAGGCACUGGAUUAGGGAUGGCUGCUGGUGUUCCUUCAAUGUUUGCAGCACCAGCUCCUCCUACAGAUCCCAGGGGAGAGCCUGAUAGAGUUAAUACAAAUGGAGCUGCUCAUGCUAAUGGAGCUGCAACCAACAGUUUGGCCACUCCUUCCUUACAAACUCCUCUAUCAGCUGGGACACCAGAAUCCAGUAAAACGAAGAGGGGCAGACCCAAGCGUGUGUCAGAUAAUAUGGUUCCUUCAGCUACUUCAACUCCUCUGGCUCCCACGGUUUCUCCAAUUCCUUCACUUCCUAAAGUUCCUUCACCUCCUCAAGAAAAUAAUAAUGUUGUUUCCCCGACACCUUCUUCAGCCACCCCACAGGAAUCUGGCAAGAGGAAGAGGGGAUGGCCCAAGCGUGUGCAAGACAUUCAUGUCCUGGCAACUCCUUUAGCUCCUCAAGCUGAUAAUACACCUGUUCUUGAGACGCCUCCUGCACCCACUGUACAUGAAUCCGGUACAAGGAAAAGGGGACGUCCCAAACAUUUACAGGAUAGUUUGGAUACUUCAACACUUUCAAUUCACUCAAAAGAUAGCAAGCCCACUUCCCAGACACCUGCGACCACCUCACCUGAAUUUGGUAAAAGGAAGAGGGGACGUCCAAGGCAUGUGUCCGAUGGUUCAGCAGCCCCAAAUCAUUCAGGUUUCUCAACUGUUGAUGCAGCAAAACGUGGACAGCCUAGGAAAAUUGAUACCAAUCUGUUGCAGCUUCCAACUUUGUCUUCAGAUGAUCCUAGGGAAUCUGCAGAUAAUGUACUCAUGAUGUUUGACGCACUGCGGCGGAGGCUUAUACAGCUGGAUGAGGUGAAGCAAGCUGCAAAGCAGCAGCAUAACUUGAAGGCUGGGAGCAUCAUGACUAAUGCUGAACUUCGUGUCAAUAAGAACAAGCAGAUUGGAGAGGUUCCUGGUGUUGAGGUUGGUGACAUGUUCUACUUCAGAAUUGAGAUGUGCCUGGUGGGGUUGAAUAGUCAGAACAUGGCAGGUAUUGAUUAUAUGUCUGCCAAGUUUGGUAAUGAGGAGGAUCCUGUGGCUAUUAGUGUUGUGUCAGCUGGUGUGUAUGAUAAUACCGAAGAUGAUCCAUAUGUUCUAGUUUACACUGGACAGGGCAUGUCUGGUAAAGAUGAUCAAAAACUUGAGAGGGGUAAUCUUGCACUGGAGAGGAGUUUGCAUAGAGGCAAUCCAAUUAGAGUCAUUCGCAGCGUAAGGGAUUUGACUUGUCCAACUAGUAAGAUAUACAUAUAUGACGGCCUUUACAAGAUCAAAGAAGCCUGGGUGGAGAAAGCGAAAUCUGGUUUCAAUGUUUUUAAACACAAGUUGCUCAGGGAACCUGGCCAAGCUGACGGCAUUGCAAUGUGGAAGAAAACUGAAAAAUGGAGGGGAGAUCCAUCAUCUAGAGAUCAUGUUAUCUUAGGCGACAUGUCAUAUGGUGUGGAAAAUAAGCCUGUUUGCCUUGUAAAUGAGGUUGACGAUGAUAAGGGUCCUAGCCAGUUCACCUAUAUGACCAAAUUGAACUGUGGGAACUUGCAGUGCUCGAUGAGAAAGAUGCAAGGAUGCAAAUGUGCAAGUUUAUGCCUCCCUGGUGAUAACAACUGCCCUUGUACACACCAAAAUGCUGGUGCACUUCCUUACAGUGCUUCAGGUAUACUUGUUAGCCGCAUGCCUAUGUUAUACGAGUGUAAUGAUUCCUGCAUUUGUUCAAAUAAUUGCCGGAACCGAGUUGUACAGAAAGGUGCCCGGAUCCAUUUUGAAGUGUUUAAGACAGGAGAUCGUGGUUGGGGUCUUCGUAGUUGGGAUCCAAUUCGAGCUGGAACAUUUAUCUGUGAAUAUGCAGGUGAAAUCAUUGACAAAAAUAGUGUGAAUGGAGAAGAUGACUACAUCUUUGAGACCCCUCCUUCUGAGCCGAGUUUAAGGUGGAACUAUGCACCAGAAUUACUGGGUGAACCUAAUCUUUCUGGCUCAAAUGAGACACCCAAGCAAUUGCCGAUCAUCAUUAGUGCAAAACGAACUGGCAAUGUAGCUCGCUUUAUGAACCACAGCUGCUCGCCUAAUGUCUUUUGGCAACCAGUUUUGUAUGAUCAUGGUGAUGAGGGACAUCCACACAUUGCAUUCUUUGCAAUGAAGCAUAUUCCUCCAAUGACAGAGCUCACAUAUGAUUAUGGUCAGAGCCAAGGUAAUGUUCAACUGGGAUCCAAUUCUGGUUGUCGGAAGUCUAAAAAUUGCUUAUGUCGGUCCCACAAGUGCAGAGGCUCCUUUGGAUAAUCAAUCCUGUAAUGAAUGGAUUUGGUCAUAUUUUGCCAUACAAGGAAACUCAAAUUCCAUUACCAAGGCAAUUAUUAAAAAGCCAUAAGUGUAUAGAUUGUGGAAACAAAAUAUUAAACACUAAAACUGUCAACGCCCCUGAUCAGAAAGGAAACAUGACAAUGUGGCAAAGUCCAACUUAACCAAGACAACGAGCAACUACAGCGAAUAAAUGCUGCUUCUUUAUGUGCCCUGUGUGUUUUCACUCAAGAAACUUGGCCCAUUUAUGGUUCUAUUCUUGUGCUGAUAAAGUGUCCAAUUUGGCAAAAUCUAGGAGUUGGAGAAUCCGAAAUGUAUAUACUGUUGAUUGCUAAUUGUUUCUUAAUACUCAAACUUGAAACAUAGAGUGGUGGUGGGUGUGAGUGUGUUUGGGUCUAUGUAUGACUCCUUUUUCUUCUACUAAUGCAAUGAUAUGCAGCUCUCCUGCGUGUUCGAGAAAAAAAACAUAGAGUAUUCACAAAAGACUCGUUCAGUUUGAUCAAGCCUAGUGUUCGUAGAAGCUCUUUUGCUUAGUUUUGUGACAGUUCAUUAUUUUGUAAUACACCCAAUCUGCUGAAUGGAGUCUCUUCUCAUUUAUUCCAUUUUUCUUAGCACAAUUUUAGGAAGCUGGAUUGACAUGUGAUAGAUGGGCACGCUAGUUAAACUCAGAUCAUUUCUAACCUUAGGAGUAGAGACCAUCGCUGCAAGCCCUUCAACAUUUUUAUUUAACUUAGCACUAUCGAAGCCAUGUACUCCCUCUUUUAUAAAAUGUAAGGUAUGGUUUAACUG